Mirounga angustirostris (Northern elephant seal) is the source of this 792-nucleotide messenger RNA. It is a transcript of the gene MRPL14, whose product is annotated as mitochondrial ribosomal protein L14. The record is from RefSeq and is a predicted model, not a curated record. The transcript is spliced from 4 exons. Gene Ontology annotation, biological process: translation. Gene Ontology annotation, molecular function: structural constituent of ribosome. Gene Ontology annotation, cellular component: mitochondrion; ribosome. Bases 254 to 691 code for a protein of 145 amino acids. Lineage: Eukaryota; Metazoa; Chordata; Mammalia; Carnivora; Phocidae.
GCUGGGUAGGGCGCGCAAGCGCAGUGGAGCGGCCGCGUGGGGGCAGAAGGCGGCGCUGGGCCAGAGAGGCCGGCAGCGGGGUAUUCCCGGGCGGCGAGAGCGAGAGGUUGUGAUUCAUACUCUGAACCCGGAGGGCAGUACUUGGUGCUGACCAGGAAGUGGCGUGAAAAGCCAUCUCUGGCACUGGAGUCUCCAGAGUACCUGGCCUCUGAGUGAGAGUGUUGUGGAGGAGGAAAUAUCUUUGGGAUUUGCCAUGGCUUUCUGUGCUGGGCUCUGGGGCCCCUUCACCCAUGCAAGCAGAGCGCUCAGCCAGCGCAGUUUCAGCACCACCGGGAGCCUCAGUGCAAUUCAGAAGAUGACGCGGGUCCGUGUGGUGGACAACAGUGCCCUGGGGAAUACCCCAUACCAUCGCCCUCCUCGUUGCAUCCACGUCUAUAACAAGAACGGGGUGGGCAAGGUGGGCGACCGGAUACUGCUGGCCAUCAAGGGACAGAAGAAAAAGGCACUCAUUGUGGGGCAUCGCAUGCCCGGUCCCCGGAUGACCCCCAGGUUUGACUCCAACAAUGUGGUCCUCAUUGAGGACAAUGGGAACCCUGUGGGGACCCGAAUUAAGACACCCAUCCCCACCAGCCUACGUCAGAGGGAAGGUGAAUUUUCCAAGGUCCUGGCCAUUGCUCAGAACUUUGUGUGAUCAGGGCUCGGGCCGCUGGCUGCGGUGGGACUCAUGGGAGGGAACUUGGGGCCCCAUGGCUGGGGAACAGUGUCCUGUGAAAAAAUAAACCUUUUCAUGUA